Emiliania huxleyi CCMP1516 is the source of this 501-nucleotide messenger RNA. RefSeq lists its product as hypothetical. The transcript has 3 exons. Lineage: Eukaryota; Haptophyta; Isochrysidales; Noelaerhabdaceae. Bases 1 to 501 code for a protein of 166 amino acids. The record is from RefSeq and is a predicted model, not a curated record.
AUGCGCACUCUGCGCCGCCGCCGAGCGGCACCGCCCGGCUCCGAGACUUUGGACGUGGGCGGCUGGCAGGUCGUCGUCACCGACGGGCACGCGGUGCUGCCCGAAGGCAUGACGCACCUGCCGGACCGGGCGUUUCGGCACCGCACCUCUCUCGUCUCGGUCGCCUGCCCGCGCGGCUCCCUGCCGUGGGAGCACGCGCCGCCAGCCGACAUCCCCGCCGCCAAGCGCGCCGCCACCGCCAGCCAGCUGUCGGAAGGGCUGCCCCGCGAGGCGGCCGUCGCCGUCGAGGCGCUGCUGCGGCCGCCGCGCGGCGCCGGUGGGGAGGUGGACCAUGCCGCGCUGCUCCGCACGCUGCGCCUCGCGGCCGGCAGCGAUGGUGGAGAGGAGGGCGAGGGCGAGCAGGGCGAGGGCAUGGACUGGCAGCGCCUCGGGCUGAGUUGGAGGGCAGACGGGGCGAUCCUUGACGCUGGAGGCGAGCUCGUGCGGAGGCCCGCGGGCUGA